Pestalotiopsis fici W106-1 is the source of this 1341-nucleotide messenger RNA. RefSeq lists its product as uncharacterized. The transcript has 2 exons. Gene Ontology annotation, biological process: secondary metabolite biosynthetic process. Gene Ontology annotation, molecular function: FAD binding. Bases 1 to 1341 code for a protein of 446 amino acids. NCBI's taxonomy places the organism in Eukaryota, Fungi, Ascomycota, Sordariomycetes, Amphisphaeriales, Sporocadaceae. The record is from RefSeq and is a predicted model, not a curated record.
AUGUCGUCAUCGAAGAGUACCUCACAUCAAGAACAACCGCUUGAAGUCGUCGUCAUUGGCGCCGGUGUCAUUGGCAUCCAGGUUGCUCUGGGACUUGCCAAGCGAAACAUUGCCGUGACACUCUAUGACCAGGCCUCCGAGCUCAAGGAGAUCAGCGCCGGCUUUGGUUUUACGGAUAAUGUCGUCGGCUGUAUGAGAUUCCUCGAGCCUCGUCUCGCCGGUGCCGUCGAUACGGCUGGACCUCCAGCGGAGGGCAGCCAGCGCUGGGUGGAUGGCAUGACCAAGGAAGACAUUAGGGCCAUGCGUUAUGAGGAUGUGCCCGGCAUCAAAAUGGCUGGCGAAGUCGACUUGCAUUACUGCCAUCGAGGGCAGCUGCUACACGAAAUGGUCAAGCUAUUUCCGAAACACCAGAUUCAGCUCGGCAAGCGACUCGAGACGAUCGAAGGCUUAGAUGGUGACAGUAAAGCUGUUUUGAGAUUUGUCGAUGGCACGAUGGCCCAGGCAGAUAUUGUGAUUGGAUGUGAUGGAAUCAAUUCUCGAGUGCGCCGGGUUGUCGCUGCACCCGAAAGUCCCUCCGCUUAUUCUCACUAUGCUCACGAAAGCGCCUUUCGCUGCCUGGUCGACUACAAGAGUGCCCAUGCAGCCUUGGGACAGCUAGCUGAGGAACAAGUCAUGUUCAUUGGCGAUAACGCAAACAUCAUCACCUACCCCGUCGGCGAGAGGCAGUCCCUCAACGUUGCAGCAUUCGUCAAGGAUGAUCAAGACUGGCCCCAGGGGCGCAAACAUGCCAUCUCCGUUAACAAGGAAGAAGUCGUCGAAGCCUACUCGGACUUUGGUCCUGCUGUUCAAGCUCUGAUACAGCUCUUGCCCGAUCGAGUCAGUCGUUGGGCCAUAUUUGACACACUUGACCACCCACUGGCCUCUUUCGUCAACGGUCGAAUCGCUGUUGCUGGUGAUGCUGCACAUGGCUCGACUCCUCACCACGGAGCCGGCGCAGCCAUGGGCAUUGAGGACGCAGCGAUCCUAGUUGCUCUCAUAGAGCGUGUAAAUACUCUGACCGAGUCGGAUAGAAGCACCGUACCAGUUCUCGAGUGUGUGACUGAAGCACUGAAAAUCUACGACUCUGUGCGCCGAGAACGGGCUCAGUGGCUUGUCGAGAGCAGCCGACUUCAGGGCCAGAUUGUCAAGUUUCUCAACCCGGAUAUUGGUCGGGACUUUGAAAAGCUUCAGGCUCACACGCGGAUGCGCAUGAGCAAGAUUCAGACGUAUGACUGGCACGAUGUCAUGAUCAAUGCCGUCACGGACUUGGAAAAUCGCUUUGGUAAAUACGAGGAUUUAUGA